This is a messenger RNA of Amyelois transitella, 1288 nucleotides long. Its product is annotated as probable isoaspartyl peptidase/L-asparaginase CG7860. The coding region runs from base 205 to 1140 and encodes 311 amino acids. The transcript is spliced from 7 exons. Lineage: Eukaryota; Metazoa; Arthropoda; Insecta; Lepidoptera; Pyralidae. The record is from RefSeq and is a predicted model, not a curated record. Gene Ontology annotation, molecular function: asparaginase activity.
UAAAUAUAUAUUGUGUAAUUUAGAUAACAAAGACUAUAAAAGAUAUCUUAAUUAUAUUAUCAUUUAGAAUUACCAAAGUGCACCAUACUAUCUAUAUUAACUUUUUUUACCAACAUUGUUUAACUUGUCUACUUUUACAGAUUUUAGUUUUACCCUUUCAAUAUUAUUUUCCACCCUGGGCAAACAAAGAGUGCCGGCCUUACUAUGAUGAAGCCCAUAAUUAUUGUUCAUGGUGGCGCUGGAGAUAUUCCCUCAAGCAGAGUAAAGGGAAAGUUAGAUGGAUCUAAAGCAGCUGCAAGAGCUGGUUACGAAAUCCUGCUAAAAGGUGGAACUGCUUUAGAUGCUGUGGAAGCUGCUGUGGUCUCUAUGGAAAAAGAUGAAAAUUUCAAUGCAGGAUAUGGUUCCGUACUGAAUUUACGUGGGGAAGUAGAGAUGGAGGCGAGCAUAAUGCGAGGCUCUGAUCUUAAUGUUGGAGCUGUUACGUUGGUGAAAGAGUUUUUACACCCAAUAAGUAUUGCACACAAAGUGCUCACUGACUCACCACAUUCUUUAUUAGGAGCAGAGGGAGCCAAGUUGUUUGCAUUGGAAAAGGGAUUUCCAACAGUCAAGCCAGAGUCUUUAAUUAGUGAACACGCAAAGCAAGCUUUGAACAAUUUCCUCAAACAUGGAGAUUUUGGAAGGACUGAAAUAGGUGAAAAGGAUGAGGGUGGCGUGGGCACGGUUGGCGCCGUAGCCGUGGACGCUGCCGGCCACGUGGCGGUGGCCACCAGUACGGGCGGCAUGAGCGGCAAGGCGGUCGGCCGCAUCGGAGACACCCCGCAAAUAGGAAGCGGCACGUAUGCUGAUGACCUUGUGGGCGGGGUGUCCACUACAGGGCAUGGUGAAUCUAUUCUAAAAUACUGUUUGGCACAUAGCAUCAUAAAGCUAAUGGAAAGUGGAGUUGAUGCACAAACUGCGACGAAUAAAGCUGUAGAAGGCAUGACAUCGCGUUUGAAGAACACUGCUGGUGCCAUUACAUUGUCCAAGGAUGGCGAAGUUGGGGUCCAUUUCAGUUCCCAAAGAAUGUCCUGGGCGUAUGUCAAGGACAAUAAGACUGUCUAUGGUAUCAAUCAUAAUGAGACCUUUGAAGAAUCAUAUUGAGCUAUAUUAUGUAUAGCUAUAUUAUAUGUAUAACAAAGUGGAAAAAAUAUUUAGACUGAAACAAGAAAGAUUUUAUAUAUUAUUAUUGAAUUAUUGAAUAUUAUAUUAUUAUUUUGUAAAUACUUUCAAUAUAUAAACAGAAAAAUAA